UCAACAAGCACUCGCAGGAAGAGCACGGCGGCUGAAAGAAAAGCCUAGUUUAAGGACGCGCUGACAGGGACGCACCAACACUGGGAACCCGUUUAUUUAACUUUAUAUUGGACUUUGGACUGGCACACAAGCUUUUUGGAGACGUGUUUUCAAAUAGAGACGCUGAUUUGAAGGAGCUUAAACUGACGAAUGUUUUCUGCUGACAUUUGUUCACUAUCCAGAGUGAGUUUCUAAAAACAGCCGGGUAAGCUCCUAAUUAUUUUUUACGACUUUAUGUCUACAAAGAUGGAACAGCCUUUUUAUCAUGACGACUCUUUUCUGCCGGCUUAUGGCCACUCAGACUCAACAAUGCACGACUACAAAGUGCUAAAGCAGAAUAUGAAUUUGAACUUGACAGAGCCAUAUCGCAACCUGAAGUCUCAGCUGAGAAAUGAGGCGGACCCGUACCAUCCUCAGCACCACCACCAAGGGGCACAGCCUGAUUCUCUCAAGCUGGCAUCUCCAGAACUAGAGAGACUCAUCAUCCAAAACAGCAACGGGGUCAUCACCACUCCCACCCCGGGCCAGUACUUCUACAACCGGGGCAUUACGGACGAGCAGGAGGGCUUCGCGGAGGGAUUUGUCAAGGCAUUAGAUGAGCUGCACAAGAUGAACCAAAUGGCACCACCGAAUGUAUCUCUCGGUGCUGGCGGCGUCACAACGUGUUCUGCGGCGGCAUCUAGCGUCUUCGGCUCCACACUGCAGCCCGAGCCUCCCAUUUACACCACUCUGAACGCCUACUGCCCCAACACCAGCCUCUCUUCCGCUUCGAGCUGCUACCCCACCGCCACCAUUAGCUACCUGCCGCCUCAUCAGCAGCACGCAAACACGGCGCCUUUCCAGCCAGCUCUUCCCGGCUCCACCCUCCAUCCGCAGCGGCUCCUCACGCUCAAAGAGGAACCACAAACCGUCCCGGACCUCCUGAGCAGCGACGGCUCUCCACCAAUGUCCCCCAUCGAUCUGGAGACCCAGGAGCGGAUCAAAGCCGAGAGGAAGAGGCUGAGGAACCGACUGGCUGCUACUAAGUGUCGGCGACGCAAGCUCGAGCGCAUUGCCCGGCUGGAGGAAAAAGUAAAAGUGCUGAAAAGUGACAACGCGGGGCUGUCCAACACCGCGUCAGUGCUGCGGGACCAGGUGGCUCAGCUCAAACAGAAGGUCCUGACGCACGUAAGCAGUGGCUGUCAGCUCAUGCUCACCAGCAAAAUGGAGGCAUUUUAAACACGGACUACUGUUUCUAAUAAUAAGUAUAAGACUGAGAAGUAAUAACACUGGAGUCACGUUGUACCGGCUCGUGUUGUGGACUGUAUUUGGGGAAAUGGGACUUCCGGAUGCUGGACACCGCUUGAGGGACCAUUAAACCUGAAAAUACUAUGGCAGCAUCCAGACCUGGCACAAUUUAGUCUGGUUCAAUAAUGGUAUAACAUGAGAAUUCUUUGUACUUUUACAAAUGUUGUUGUCUUGCAAUGCUGCAUUUAUUCAAUGUGUAAAUUAUUUUGUUUGUCUGGUUGAUCCAGACAAACUAAUAACUAAUAAUGUUUACAAUGUAUUUUUUAUUUGUGAUGUGUAUUUAAGUAAAGUGUCUUUAAAUGAA
Periophthalmus magnuspinnatus is the source of this 1630-nucleotide messenger RNA. It is a transcript of the gene junbb, whose product is annotated as JunB proto-oncogene, AP-1 transcription factor subunit b. The coding region runs from base 274 to 1257 and encodes 327 amino acids. The record is from RefSeq and is a predicted model, not a curated record. Gene Ontology annotation, molecular function: DNA-binding transcription factor activity, RNA polymerase II-specific; RNA polymerase II cis-regulatory region sequence-specific DNA binding; transcription factor binding. The transcript has a single exon. NCBI's taxonomy places the organism in Eukaryota, Metazoa, Chordata, Actinopteri, Gobiiformes, Gobiidae. Gene Ontology annotation, biological process: regulation of transcription by RNA polymerase II; regulation of cell population proliferation; regulation of cell cycle. Gene Ontology annotation, cellular component: transcription regulator complex.